GGACGCGUCUUGUUCGGCCUUUCGCUGAGGACGAGCAACGCCCCGGUCUGCCACCGCGCCGUGCUAGAGCGACUGAUAUUGCCGCCGUCCUUCCUCUGGCCCGCGGGGGGUGCCGUGAAUCCCUACGACCCCGACCCCGUCAGGAAGGGUCCCACCAGCACCGGCGGCGGCGCUUCGCACGCGCUGUUGAACACUCACCGGCUGCUGUCGCCGACACCGUCGCCGGGGUUAGCGCCAGGAGGGGAAGGCCUCCGUAUUCCUCAUUUCCCGCCAUUUCCGGAUGCCGCAGCAAGCGCCGCCGCUGCCGGUGCUACUUCUGGGGAUACAGCGGCGGCGGCAGCGGCGGCAGCAGUGCGCCGGAGUCGGCCGGAGAGGUGGCGUACCCCUCCCCUACCAGGGGAUGACAGCAUGGGCCUCCCAUCAUCCCUUUCGAAACCUUACCCAUGGCCCGGUUGCCAAUGCCGCCGGUGUUGCUGGCACUCCUGCUGAUCGCAACGCUGAUCCCGGGAGGGAAAAUGAAACUGAAGGGCGAUUGGCCGCUCCUCCACUAGAGCAGCAGCCCGAGCCCCGACAUUCGUACAGCAGUAGCGGUGACGGGGGAGUUCAUUUCUUCAGGGCGAGGACGGGCGGCGGUGACCGACGGCCGUCGGGUGGCUCUAACGCAUCGGCCCGUCCUUUUCUGGUGCAUCGAAGGGGCGUCGAAGGAAGGGAAGAAGGUGGAGCGGGUGCAUGUAGACAGUAG
Ectocarpus sp. CCAP 1310/34 is the source of this 742-nucleotide messenger RNA. The record is from the annotation of a GenBank genome assembly. NCBI's taxonomy places the organism in Eukaryota, Phaeophyceae, Ectocarpales, Ectocarpaceae.